AUGCGGGUUGCUCAACGUUUGCUCAUGGCCACGCCGGCCUCCAUCGGCUCCAAGUCAAGUCUCAGUGAGGCCCUCGCCCUCCUCCCGCCUCUGCAGCUGUACCGGCGCAUUCUACGCGUCCACCGCAAACUCGAACCGGAAAUGCGCGUAUUGGGCGACUCGUACGUCAAGAACGAAUUCCGCGCUCACCGGAGCGUGGAGAACCCGUUGCAUAUUAUCGGGUUCCUGACCGAGUGGCAACUCUAUGCGCAGAAGUUGGAGGGCUCGCAGUGGAAGGGAGAGAAGCUGGAUAAGUCGAAGUUGGAUAAAAUGAGUGAUCAACAACUUGGACAACUGCUUGAGCUCAUGCAGGCUCUCAAGAAUGACGGAGAGAACCAAUGA
Penicillium olsonii is the source of this 381-nucleotide messenger RNA. Lineage: Eukaryota; Fungi; Ascomycota; Eurotiomycetes; Eurotiales; Aspergillaceae. The record is from the annotation of a GenBank genome assembly.